AUGUUUCUAGUGUGUGUUCACCCUCUUUCUCGUUUCCUCUCUCUCUCUCUCUUCCCCUUUUUCUCUCACAGGACCUGUGAAGGGCAGAAUAUCAAAUAUCGUACAUGCAGUAACGUGGACUGCCCUCCAGAGGCCGCAGACUUCCGGGCGCAGCAGUGCUCGGCGCACGCGGACGUGCGCUACCAGGGCCAGUACCACGAGUGGCUACCCGUGGACAACGACCCCGACAACCCCUGCGCCCUGAAGUGCCUGGCCCAGGGGUCCGGGCUGCUGGUGGAGCUGGCCCCCAAGGUGUUGGACGGGACGCGCUGCUACACCGAGUCCCUGGACAUGUGCAUCAGCGGCGCCUGCCAGAUUGUCGGCUGUGAUCAUGAGCUGGGCAGCGCUGCCAAGGAGGACAACUGCGGCGUUUGCAACGGAGACGGUUCGUCCUGCCGGUUGGUCCGUGGACACUACAAGUCCCAGCAUGCCUCUGGGAAAACGGAGGACACGGUGGUGGUCAUCCCCUACCGGAGUCGCCACGUCAGACUGGUCCUCAAAGGUCCGGAUAGCUUGUACAUCGAGAGCAAGACGCUCCAAGGGGUGAAAGGAGAGCUUUCCCUGGAGGCGUCGGGUCAGCAGCGUCUGGAGAACACCACCCUGGACUACCAGAAGCACCCGGACAAGGCCGUCAUGAGGAUCGCUGGGCCCCUGGGGGCCGACUUCACGGUCAAAGUCCAGUACGCAGGCGGCGGCGGGGCGGCGGACAGCGUGGUCCAGUACAUCUUCUACCAGCCCAUCGUCCACCGCUGGCGGGAGACCGACUUCUUCCCCUGCUCUGUGACCUGCGGCGGGGGCUACCAGCUGACCUCGGCCGAGUGCUUCGACCUCCGCAGCGAGCGCGUGGUGGUGGACCAGUACUGCCACUACUACCCCGAGAACGUCAAGCCCAAGCCCAAGCUGCGCGAGUGCAACAUGGACCCCUGCAUGGCCAGUGACGGAUACAAGCAGAUAAUGCCCUACGACCUCUACCAUCCCCUCCCACGGUGGGAGAGCAGUCCCUGGACGGCGUGCUCGGCCUCGUGCGGGGGGGGCCUUCAGAGCCGCGCCGUCUCCUGCGUGGAGGAGGACCUCCAGGGCGUCGUCACGGCGACCGAGGAGUGGAAGUGCCUGUACGUGCCCAAGGCCGCCGUCAUGCAGCCCUGCAACGCCUUCCACUGCCCCACCUGGCUGGCCCAGGACUGGUCCCCGUGCACGGUGACGUGCGGCCAGGGCCUGCGCUACCGGGUGGUGCUGUGCAUCGACCACCGGGGGCUCCACGCCGGAGGGUGUAGCUCCACCACCAAGCCCCACAUCAAGGAGGGCUGCCUGGUGACGGUGCCCUGCUACCGGCCCCUGGAGACCCUCCCCGUGGAGGCCAAGCCCGUCUGGCACAAGCAAGCCAUCGGGCUGGAGGAAGACGAGGAGGAAGAGGAGGAGGUCAGGGCGAGCGAGGAGCCAACGUUCGUGCCGGGCCCCUGGGGGCCGUGCAGCAGCUCCUGUGGCUCCGGGGCCCAGGCCCGCAGCGUGCGGUGCCAGGUGCUGCUCUCCUUCUCCCAGACGGUGGCCGACCUGCCCGACGACGAAUGCGAGGGCCCCGAGCCCGCCAGGGGCCGCCGCUGCUACCGGGCCCCGUGCACCGGGGGCGGAGCCUGGGACGAAGACGAGGACGAAGACGAGGAGGAGGAGGAGGAGGAGGCGAGAGAGGAGCUCCACGACUGGGAGUACGACGGUUUCAGCGAGUGCUCUGAGAGCUGUGGUGGAGGCCUGCAGGAGGCGGUGGUCAUCUGUCUGAACAAGCAGACGCGGGAAGCCGCCGAGCAGAGGGUGUGUGUGAGCUCCCGCCGCCCCCCCCAGCUCCUCCAGGACUGCAACACACAGCCCUGCCCACCCAGGUGGCAGACGGGGGAGUGGAGCUCCUGCUCGGCGACCUGCGGCGUGGGCCUGAAGACGCGGGCCGUGGCCUGUACCCACCGGCCCGCCCGCGGCAGCAACGCCACCAGGGCCGUGCGGGACGAGGAGUGCCCCCCCUCCAAGCCCGUCCCGGUGCAGGCCUGCAACCGCUUCGACUGCCCCCCCUCCUGGGACCCCCUGGAGUGGGGGAAGUGCUCCCGUAGCUGCGGCGGGGGCGGCGUCCAGCUCAGGGAGGUGGUGUGCAGGCAGCAUCUGGCCGACGGCAGUGCCCUGCCUCUGCACGAAUCCUUCUGCCCGUCCACAGUGCCCGGGAGCCAGCAGCCCUGCGCCAGCCAGGACUGCCCGCCCCAGUGGCUGACCGGGGUCUGGUCCCAGUGCUCGGUGAGCUGUGGCAGGGGCCUCCAGAGGGUGGAGACAGUGUGUGUCACGCAGCGAGAGAACGGCAGCGUUCAGACCCUCUCCCAUGACGCCUGCUCCACGGCCCCCCGGCCAGCCAGCGUCCGGACGUGCACCAUGAGGCCCUGCGACGAGACCACCCGGCUGGAGAUGGCCAAGCCGGAGCCCACCAUCCUGGCUCAGAGCCGGGUCUACAUCCAGCGGAGGAAGGGCAAGAAGCUGCAGCUGGUGGUGGGCGGCUACGCCUACCUGCUCCCCUGGACGUCGGUGGUGCUCCGCUGCCCCACGCGCCGCUUCGGCAAGGGCCGCGUCCAGUGGCUGAAGGACGGCCGCCCGCUGGCCGCCCUGCCCCACCUCUCCCUCACCGCCCCCGGACACCUCAAGAUCCACCAGCUGGACGCCGCCGACGUGGGCGUGUACACCUGCGUGGCGGGGACGGCCCGGGAGAGCUUCGUGCUCAAGGUCAUCGGCAGCAAGCAGAAGCCGUCCUGGCCGGGCGCCGGGGGGGCGUGGCUCCACGGCAUCGGCGGCGGUCCGGGGCGGAAGAGAGGCGGGCCGGACGCGCCGGAGAUCCCGCAGGAGCUGCGCGACGCCUUCGGGCGCUACGACGACGUGGCGCGGCGGCUGCUCGACUUCAAGGCGCCCGCGACGCCGUCCGGCGAGAGGAACGGGAACGGGUCGGCGCCGGGGGACGUGGCGACGACGGGCGGAGGGCCGUCCGAUCCGGCGCUGCUCGUCGCCGAGACGAAGACGCUGGACGCGGUCGUCCAGAGGCUCUCGGAGGGCCUCCGGGGGCCCCAGGAGGAGCUCCUCGUGGCCCGGCUGCUGGGCGAGAUGAGCGCCGCGCGAGGGGACACCAACGAGUCCACGCUGCACCCUCUGGAGCGGCCAGAGGCCUCCCCCUCCACGGGGGGGUCUCUGCCGUACAGGCCCGGCGGCAGGGCCCACACCCCCAGACCCAGGGCCCCGGUCUUCCUCCAGCGGCCCGGGGCGACGGGGGCCUCUGAGGUGAGCGUGCAGGCGGGGGCGCCGGUGACGCUGCAGGGGCAGGUCGACAGCCUGGAGGUGAGGUGCGAGGCAGCGGGGCACCCGGCCCCGAGCCUCAGCUGGACCCGGGACGGCCGGGUGAUCAGCGCCGACGCCAGGGUGGAGCUGCUGCCGACAGGAUCCCUCCGGCUCCUGUCCCCGGGCCGGGAGGACGAGGGGGUGUACACCUGCACCGCCUCCAACCGCCACGGCACCACCUCCGCGGCCACACGCCUCCACAUCUCAGGUCCAGGUUGUCUCCAUGGAAACGGUGGCACGGCGACAGACGGCUCCAUCUGCCCCGACUCAACCGACAACAGCAAGGCGUCUGAGCUCUGUCAUGGACAAGCCUGCCCCCUCAGGUGGCGGGUGGACGGCUGGUCGACCUGCUCCGCUAGUUGUGGAGGGGGCACCCAGGGCAGGAGGGUGACCUGCGUGGGGGGCCCGGACCGGAGGCCCCUGGAGCUGGAGAGCCAGCGCUGCUCCUCCGCGGGGAGGACGCCGCCCGCCGAUACGAAGCCCUGCAGCCUGCAGCCCUGUGUGGGGUGGACCUCCGGCCACUGGGGGGGGUGCCACGGUCACUGUGUGGGACCCAGCCUGGCCACUCAGCGGCGCGCGGUUCACUGCCAGGACUCCAACAGCACCAGGGUGCCGAACAGACUGUGUCCCGGGCCGCAGAGACCGAGCUCCCUGAGGAACUGCUCGUCGGAGGCCUGCGCGCUGCACUGGCGCACCGGCCCCUGGACCCAGUGCACCGCCACCUGCGGUCGCCAUGGUUUCCAGUCCCGCCACGUGACGUGCGCGGACCCCAAGACGGGCCGCGGCAGCCGGGACCACCAGUGCUCCUGGAGGCCCCGCCCCCCCGGCUGGCAGCGCUGCAACCUGACGUCGUGCGGACGAGCGGAGGAGUGCCGUGACAGCACGCGCUACUGCGAGAAGGUCCACCAGCUCCAGCUCUGUGUCCUCCCCCAGUUCAAAACCCGCUGCUGCCAGUCCUGCCGAGACACGCCCGGAGACACGCCCUGAGACACGCCCGGAGACCCUGGACACCGGAGGACGCCCGCCCAAUGACAACGACGACGACCACUGGUCACACACCGGCUGGGUGAGGGGGAGGACUGUACUGGACUGGACUGUGGCCCACUCCAGGCUGGGUGAGGGGGAGGACUGUACUGGACUGGACUGUGGCCCACUCCAGGACUCGAAGACGUUGGUGUAGCCCUGGCAACAAAGCCUUCAGUUUAUUUAUUGUGUUUUCUUUUUAAAUCUAACUGGAGUUCAUGACCCUUGCUUUUAGAGGCCAGAAGCGACCUGGAGGGGUUUUAUAGUGGGGGGGGUAACUUAAUAGCGAUGGCUUCCUAACGGACAGCUGUGUUGAACUGCCUUUGUAUGCUACUCUAUGCCAAAUUCACAACCCGUGUUUCACAGAGCCACUGGAGUUUGAAAUGUCCCAUUUUGACAAAGUAUCGUUUAAAUAGUAAGGAGAAUCCAUAGGGUGUGCUAACAGGAGAAUGCCAUGCCAAAGAGCCUUUCAUAAAGAGAAAGGCAUGUUAUGUAGUUUGCACGACCUGCUUAAAGACAUUUUCUUUAAACCAUUCAGGUAAAAAAAUACAAUCCCCCAAGAUGAAACCUCGCAAUUUGUGUUCUGGUAUCUUCAUUGGACGAAAUGGGUUUCCAUCAUAUUGCACUACUAUGAGACACAACUUCUUUAGGGAAAAAGAAAAUCUGACUUUUGCACUCGAAACUCCAAGUCUAUGUAAGGGACAUGGCUUGGUGAGUUGUUGUUUUUUAUCUCCUCUUUGUAAAUGUUGCAUUUGGAUGUUUUAUUUUUCUUCUUUUCUGACAUGAUUUGGUGACUUUAGCCAAACUGUUGGAAUGUUCCUUUAACCACUUUGACUCCAUGACAUAUCGGAACUCAAGGCCAAGCAAAGUCUUUGCUUCUACCAAACCCUCCUGCUACCAAAGAAACAUACUAUAGUAUGAUUUAUAUUAUAGUGAUACUACUAAAAUCGAAAAUACUAACUUGACACAGGCUGAUUGUUGUUUCAGAAAUAACCUGAGCAAAUAACCUUUUGAACCUGUUUUUUUAUUGGGCCACGUUAACAUUACUGGCCAAAUGGUAACACUUUACAAUAAGGGAACAUUAAUUAACCAUUAAUAAACAGCAAUACGCAUUAUUAUAUAUAAAAUUAGCAUAUGGGUUAGUGGGUUUAAAUAAUGUAUUAUUGAAUACGUUAGUUGAUGCAAACACCAUUAAUGAAUUAUUACUUAUAAGCUAACUGUUAAUUAGCUGUUAGAUAAUGCUUAUUACCAUAUUAACUAAUGGUAAUUAGGGGUUAUUUAAUGUGGCCCCUUGUCAAGGGGUAUUGGCAAUUUUACCUGAAUAAGUAUAGCUGAUACAGAUCAGAUGGGAACAUUGUGAAUCAAAGAUGGGGCGUGUUCAUGUGCAGUCCUAGAUUCAACAAAGACCUCCCUGAUCUCUGCAUACUAACCUUCUAAGGAAAUCUAAGGAAGAAAUCUGGAAAUUUAGUGUUAUUGGGCCGGUAAUGUGUACAUUGACUAAUAGAUGAGUCAACAUGGCCACUGUAAAAUAAAGUGUGAUCUGGGUAGAAACCUUUUUUGUUAAUUUAUUAACUGUAAAUGACUGCUGGGUUUGCACUUCGAGCCUUCGUCUUAUGUCCUCAGCAAAUGUCCCCCGUUCAUCAACCGCAGGAACAUUAUCUUCAGUAGAAAAUAAGGUCAUUAGCAAGUAACGUUUUAAAAUGGGAUCAAAGCCCUGUUACAGCUUUUAGUCUUUAAAAGCUCAAACUUGUCAACCUUUCACGACUCCUUUCAAAAAAUAAUUUAAUUCAGUGUUUGAUCUAUAAUCUUAAACAAUUUAUGUCACGCUAUUGUAGUUUACACAAACAAGAUUUUGUUCUUUGGAUGUUAGGCGGCUUUCAUCAAGAACAAUGAUGAGUUAUGUAGAUAUGACAUGUUUGUUUAUUCAAUGUUUGCUGAAGAUAAGAUGUUUUUUUCUUUGAACUAUUUAUUUCCGUGUGUUGUUGUGGAACUGUGAGUUUUCUUUUUGUUGUAAAUACUACAAGGCUUGGAUGUUACUGAUAAUUUGCUCCCAGGUCAUACUAUUCAACGUGCAUGAAAUUGGGGCCCUCUACUGGUGAAGUGAUAUGUUGUCUUUCCAUGCAAGUGCCUGGUUAUUCACUAGACAAUAAAAUGAAAUACAUUCCUUCAACAACACGUGUGUCUUACUUCCACAAAGUGCAGUGUGACAGGAACAUGUUGUGUGUAAAUUUAGUCUACUAUUAAAAUAUAUUUUAUUUAUUGUUUUCAUAACCUGUGACUGAGACACUAA
Molecule: messenger RNA, 6706 nt
Organism: Gadus chalcogrammus (walleye pollock)
Lineage: Eukaryota; Metazoa; Chordata; Actinopteri; Gadiformes; Gadidae
Product: ADAMTS-like protein 1
Exons: 24
Coding region: 1-4380 (1459 amino acids)
Biological process (GO): extracellular matrix organization
Cellular component (GO): extracellular matrix
Molecular function (GO): metalloendopeptidase activity
Source: RefSeq, a predicted model, not a curated record